Alosa sapidissima (American shad) is the source of this 6448-nucleotide messenger RNA. RefSeq names its product retinoid x receptor, beta a (gene rxrba). The coding region runs from base 228 to 1673 and encodes 481 amino acids. The record is from RefSeq and is a predicted model, not a curated record. Gene Ontology annotation, molecular function: retinoic acid-responsive element binding; zinc ion binding; nuclear receptor activity. Lineage: Eukaryota; Metazoa; Chordata; Actinopteri; Clupeiformes; Clupeidae. Gene Ontology annotation, biological process: retinoic acid receptor signaling pathway; anatomical structure development; cell differentiation. Gene Ontology annotation, cellular component: nucleus; RNA polymerase II transcription regulator complex. The transcript has 14 exons.
CAUAGAGGAGGUGGGAAAGGAAUAUUUGUAGCCUUACAUUUCAUAAUUUGGACCUAGACUGUAGUAUUGGGAAUAUAACGUCAAUAUAUUAUUGGAUUGCUGAUUGAGCAGACCCCAGCGGCCCGGGCCUGAGUCCGCGGUCUUGAGUUAAGUGCUUGGGAGGGCAAGAAGCACGUCAGUUGGGCUCCCAACAAGUAAGAAAGCUGCCUGCGAUAUCGGAGUUCGUCAUGGGCGACAGUAGAGAUUCCCGCAGCCCUGACAGCUCGUCUGUGUCGUCUCCGCCCCCUGGACAACGUUCGCCCCCAUUGGGUCCCUCGGCUGCUUCCAUGACGUCUCUGCCGCCCAUCACCUCCGCGGUGAACAGCCCUAUAAGCAGCAUGGGCUCGCCCUUCUCAGUCAUCAGCUCCUCCAUGGGCUCGCCCUGCCUCCCAGGCACACCCUCCGUUGGCUAUGGUCCCAUCAGUAGCCCACAGAUGAGUAUCUAUACAAGAAGUUCAGAGAUCAACUCCACGGUGUCCAUGUCGGGCCUGCACGCGGUCAGCAGCUCAGACGAUGUAAAGCCCCCCUUCGGCCUUAAGGCUCUGUCGGCCAACAGCCCCGGGGGGCCAAUGAUGUCCCAGAAGCGCCUGUGCGCCAUCUGCGGUGACCGCUCCUCCGGUAAACACUAUGGAGUGUACAGCUGUGAGGGCUGCAAAGGCUUCUUCAAGCGCACGGUGAGGAAAGACCUGAGCUACACCUGCCGCGACAACAAGGACUGCAUGGUGGACAAGCGCCAGCGCAAUCGCUGCCAGUACUGCCGCUACCAGAAGUGCCUGGCCAUGGGCAUGAAGAGAGAAGUGGUCCAAGAUGAACGACAGCGAUCCGUUCAAGAGGAGCGACAGAGAAACAAGGAGCGGGAAGGCGACGUGGAGUCCACCACCGCUGCCAACGAGGAGAUGCCCGUGGAGAAGAUUCUGGAUGCCGAGAUGGCCGUCGAACAGAAGACUGAACUGCACGCCGAUGGGAGCUCCGGGGGAAGCUCUCCCAACGACCCCGUCACCAACAUCUGCCAGGCGGCUGACAAGCAGCUCUUCACGCUGGUGGAGUGGGCCAAGAGGAUCCCCCACUUCUCUGAACUGGCCCUGGACGACCAGGUCAUCCUGCUGCGCGCUGGUUGGAACGAGCUCCUGAUUGCCUCCUUCUCUCACCGUUCCAUCACUGUGAAGGACGGCAUCCUGCUGGCCACUGGCCUCCAUGUGCACAGGAACAGUGCCCACAGCGCUGGCGUAGGGGCCAUCUUUGACAGGGAGAAUGCGCACAAUGCUGAGGUUCGGGCCAUAUUCGACAGGGUGCUCACAGAGCUGGUGAGUAAGAUGCGUGACAUGCAGAUGGACAAGACUGAGCUGGGCUGCCUGCGCGCCAUCAUUCUCUUCAACCCAGAUGCAAAAGGCUUGUCCAGCCCCAGUGAAGUAGAGUUGCUGAGAGAGAAAGUCUAUGCGUCCCUGGAGGCCUACUGUAAACAGAGAUACCCUGAGCAGCAGGGCAGGUUUGCUAAGCUCCUCCUCCGACUGCCAGCCUUGCGCUCCAUUGGUCUGAAGUGUCUGGAACACCUGUUCUUCUUCAAACUGAUUGGUGACACCCCCAUCGACACUUUCCUGAUGGAGAUGCUGGAGGCUCCGCAUCAGCUCACCUAAACCGGCCUGACCCUGUCCGGCUUCAUCCACCUUCUCACCAGGGCUACCCGGCACCCUGCCCGCCUGUGGACCUCACCGAGGCCGCUGGUUAAAAGAGUUCCACUCACAUCCUACUCCGCUCCUCUUUCUCUUCUGUCUUUCCCCGUCUGCAUCCCUCUGUCAUCCGUCUCUCUCUCUCUCUCUCUCUCUCUCUCUCUCCUUUUCCCCCUAAGUUGGUAUUGCCCCAGAGAAAGACCCAACACUGUCGAAAAAAGAAAAAAAAGCAGACAAAAAAAAAUCACUUUUGUUUCCUCCUGAACUGAAAUAGUAUGUGAAGUUAAUACACACAGAAACCUUUUUUUUUUUUUAAAGAAUGUACCUAUAGUUCCAAGUACACCACAAACUUUGCUUAUUUGUUUCCUUUUACCUUUAGAUUACUGUUUGAGAGCCUCCUGAGGAAAUCGCUGGAUAAAUCCAGCCCCCUGUAGCUUCUGUGUGUUACAUGAGCAUACAAAAAUGAUGCUCAGUUUCCUUCUUUUUCUUUCCUUUCUGGACGGUUUGUUGGACUUUUGGGUUAAAACCCCCGAAGCCCUGCUCUCAGGGGGGAAUGAAUUUGCAUUGGACGAUUGCUUGACCUCUCCUCUGAACUCCUAUUGGCCGGGGUACAUCUGACGCUGACUGGCCCGACCUGGCCGCUAUCGAAUCUGGACGUGACCAGAACGUGACCGCUGCGUACAUGCAAUGUUCAGGCUUUAACUUUGAAUGAAUAUUUUCUAAGUACUGUACUCAUGAAAUGAGGCGAAACCUGUUUUUAAAGGCAGUGAAAAAAAAAUCAGGGUUGCGCUUUGGUUGGCCCUGAACAAAACGCAAAGUUAAGGUUUUUGACUUUGACUAUUUGGAAAUGGUGUGCUGUUAAGGAUUUUUUUUUUUUUUUUUUUUUAAAGGCUGGACAUGAGUUUGCUUCAUGUCUACGCAUGGAUGGGGCGGGACAAAUCUUGUUCUGUGUUUUUGUUUUUUAUUUUGUUUGUUUCUUUUUCAUUUUUAAUUGAGCCUUGUUACCGAGAGCCAUUUUUCUUUUUUCGCACCAUAUGCAAGCUUUUUCUCCCAUGAUCAUGUGCUGUUCUCCACACACGUUUAUCAGUUCUCACCACCACCAACCGUUAUGUACUCAAUACACAGUUCUGGACUUCUUAACUCUAACAUCCAGGAGAGAUAUGUAUCGCAGAAAACCUUGACCUUUGACACUGUAAUCCCCAAACAUCCAGCAUCUCUUCCAUGUUUCUGUGAUGAGUCACAUCACUUGGUUCUCUUUUAACUCUUGGCGAAGAGAGAGAGAGAGAGAGAAAGUUCCUCUGUGAAGAUUUUACUGUUGCAUCACAAACUGAAGAGGAACCAACCUCCUUACAUGUGGAAACAUCCUUGUCUGCAUGCUAAAAUGGCGGUGUAAAUUUUGUCGGUUCAGGACAAAUUCUGAGUCUCUCUUCCAAGACAGUGCAGUCUAGCAGCCAUGUUGGAUGGAGUUCUAUUGCAGGACACAUUUAGUUGCUUGACAUACAUUCCAUUCCUACCGGUGCACUACUCUUGAGUGGCCCCACGUUUGACCCCAUGUUAGUGCUGUGACAGGUUAGUUUUACGACAGCUUGCUGCCCCUCACCUUGUAGCAUAGCCAAUGUAUCCUGAGAAUCAACUUUGCUCCAUACUCUGGCCUGCAGAAUAGAGGCCGGUGGAGUUUCUUUCCGUUACGUCAGCCAUGGUUUCCGUUGUAAUCACAUCUGGAUCGGGUGGUUUCUUGAAGCUCGUCCCAUCAGUUAAGGCACGAUCAGCAGCAACGACUGUCUAUGCAUUCGGUAGGAGUAGAUGAUACUCACGUGCAUAAUGGUGCACAAUUUAUGCAAACAAAUGAAGACACAGUUGUUCACCGCACACACACGUCCCAAUAGACUGUAGGUUUUGAGGUUCAUGUUUAUAAGUGGUUGAAUUAUAUAAAGAUGAUAGUUGUAGACCAGCUCAGACAAUUUAGUUGUCUCCCUUGCUGAGUUUAGACCCAUCGUGGAGUGCUGGUGCUUAUAUUGUGAUCUUUUAUUCACUUUUUUAGAGCACCGGAUAGAUCACUGAAAGACGACAUGGUUGUAUUUACAUGAAUCAAAGAUGCAUCAAAAUCUGUGAUAAUUUAAGACAGAGGAGUAUUGAUAGAUGAAACUGGUUGGCCAUGGGGUUACUUUGGUGCUAAUUCCAGAAACAAGUUCAAGCAGGCACACAUGUCCGUUACAAUUGCUCACACACACACACACACAGUCACACUUUCAUAUUGUAUGCAAGUAAACAGUCAGUCUCAGGCUGUCUUCAUUGUAAUUGCAACUUCUACUGAGCAGAAAUAUUUAAAGGCAUAUAUCUUAUCACUGGAAGGGGGUGUGGCGAGGUCUUUUAGGUAUUGAAUGCAAGAGGCAGAUUCCAUCACAUGAACUGGCUAGGUUGGUGAUUUGCAGUUUUGAAGGUAAAAGCACCUGUGCUUCUGGAUGUGAGUGCUGUAAUUGACAGGUGAAAAGAAGCAGUUGUGGUGGUGUGUGGUUGAGUUUUUAGGUUGUGAAUGUAUAAGGGGGUCGGCAACAACUUCCUAUUGCAUCUCCUGCGUGAGUAUUUGGACUUACCUGAUGUUCCAAGUCAAUUCUGCAUGGUCUGUGUUCCAGGAAUUCUCUGUCACUGAGAAAGCUUCCCCACUGUUAAAAGGCACACUGCUGGUUAUUAUAGGUGAUGAAAGUCUUUUUGUUCAUAGUUGUGUUUGGAGCUGGUUUGACAUCCUGCCGUUCAGUGGGACAGAGGUCCUGAAACUGAUGUCCUUUCCCGUUGUCACAGUAAACUGGAUCCAUCAUUACUCAGUAUGUGUGAUUGGGAGCCUCCCUCCAAAUCUAUCUGAUGUUACAGAGGAGGUUCCCUUAAUUGGGCGAGGCUCUUGUUUUGUGAUAUUUGUAUGUCGUUAGUUUGUUUGUGUGUUUUUUUUUUUAUUUUUACCAGUGGGUACUCAGUCAUGAGUUUUUUUUUUUAUUUUUUAUUAUUGUUUUUUAUUUUUUUAUUUUAUUUCAGCAAUUAGUGGGCUUUUAUCUGUGUGGAACCAGGCCCUUUGGCAAAUUGAACGACUUGUGUUGAGCAUAGGUAUUUGGGAGUGGCAGCGGGGCAGGAUGGUUGGUGUUCAUUUGGGUAGAGCAUGGGAAGAGAAGAUGCCCACAGGUUGAUGACGUCAGCUCAGACCUUGUCUGAGUUGCAGCAGCCGUUCGAUUGUGGCGCCCCCUGUUGCAGUGGGUGAUGUUGCGCUGUCGAGGACUGCUAGGCGUGCCCGAGCUUGAGGUCUAUGCACAGAGACUUACCAUCCAGCCUCACACCCUUUUCCAUGCACACGUGUCUAUAUUUAUAUGUUUUUAAUCAUGCUUCGAAAAGAAAAGGAAAAAAAGAUCGGUCAAAAACGCCAAGCUGGUUAAUGUGACGCAAUGCUUAUUUAUGGAGCUGGAGCGCCCAAUAGCAACGAACAAAAAUUCCCACUAGUUUUGUUUGUGUCUUUCCUCCCCAACUCUCUUUCCACCUUACAGGACAACAACACUGCCAAAACAGAUGAUGCAAACUUUGAGGGAGGGAGGGCAGGGAAGGGACAAACCUUAAGCUUGCUUGUAUCUGUGGGCCUGGCUGUGCAGCUGAGCAGUCACACCCACCCCAUCCCCACCCCCUCCCCAUCCCCUCUUCAUAGAUGUGAAGCUCCAUAAAGCAGAGAGGGGGGGGGGGGGGGUCAUGGAGAUUCAGGUGGAGGAGAGCUCCAACUGGUGCCCUCUCUUCCAAAUACCCUGGGUGCUUUUUUUUUGUUUGUAUGUCUUUCUUUUAUUUUCUGCUCCUCUGCAGAAUGCCAGAAGAGUUAGGCCCCCCUGGCCUGUGAGAAUAUGCACGACAUUGUGGAUCCCCGCACCACCUAUGCCAAGGUGUAGAGUUUUAGGUGGUGGCUGGGACCUUACUUGUCUUGACUGUGUCUGUCACAAAAAAAAAAAAAAAAAAAAAAAAAAACUUAAAGAGUGUGUUUACGUGUACACAGCGAUGGGGUGCACUGUGCCAGAGUGUGUUGGACUCUUAUCUUUUAAAAAAAAAAUGAAAAAAGAGAAGAAAAUUGUGAAUAUGAAUGAUUCUAUUCAGAACCUAAAGGUGCACCACAAGAGCCACACCUCUAAAGAGUGACCCCUCGCCAGGAAUGAACUUGAGAAGGGGUGGGGCAGGAGAGCCCCACCCCUUAUUGGGCGUGAUUUAUCUUUUCAGAGGCAAAGAUCGAUACACCUUAUUUGCAUAGGGUGAGACGGACUCUUGAGCAGGUAUUGAUAGUUUAAUGUUAAUCGAAUAAGAAAAAAAGUACUAUUUGUUAUCUUUUUGUUUGGUUUUACUUUAGGCAUAGCAAUUUUUCUUCUCUUUUGUCUCCCACACAAAAAUAAAAUUAAGAAAGGAAAAAAACGACACUGCUUCUUUGUCUGUCUGGCGGCUUCCACUACCUGUGCUUUCACAUCCGUGUGUCUCCAGGAGUAUUACAUGCGCAAGAACCCUUAUGUCCAGUGGGAGAGUCGCUUCUUUUUUCUGUUUCUCUUUUUUUUUUUUUCCUUUUGUCCACUUCGUAUAUCUCUCUCUGACUCCAGCAUAAAUGUGGAAAUGAUUGAAUAUUUUUGUGUGUUUUGGGGGAAGAACGUGAAAAAGAAAUGAUUUCUCUUUUGUCAUUAAUUCUGAAACUGUUUCUGUUUGAUGUAUCAUGUCUGAGUAAAGAUUUUAAUACAGUA